This is a messenger RNA of Spodoptera litura, 2819 nucleotides long. Its product is annotated as solute carrier family 66 member 3. The record is from RefSeq and is a predicted model, not a curated record. NCBI's taxonomy places the organism in Eukaryota, Metazoa, Arthropoda, Insecta, Lepidoptera, Noctuidae.
AUUAUAUCAAGUGUAAAACAGCGGUUGAUUUGAUUGAGUGCCGGAGGAACACCUUUGGCACUAGUAGAGGGCAACAUCUUGUAUCAAAUUGCUCGUUCCCGCUAGAAAUGUAAACCGUGUAUUGUUCAUGUAAUACGAAUUCAAAUGUUUACGACUCGUGUCCAAAUACUCUUUUAAAUCAGUGCACCUACGCGUAUUUAUUUAAUACGAUCAUAAAUUCGUUUUAAUUUUAAACAGCCAGCAGUAACCUAACAAACCAUGGAGGACACAAUCUCACAGAAUUUAGCUAAUAUACUCAGCACCCUGACUAUACUGUCAUGCCUCUUCCUCAAAGUGCCACAGAUUAUGUACAUAAAACAAAAGAAAUCGGCAGAGGGAAUCUACAUACAGGCUAUGCUUAUGGAAAUAUUUGGGUUCUCCAUAAUGACAUUAUACAACUUUACAAACAACUACGGCAUCAUGACGUACCUGGAGUAUCCGAUAAUAUUGUUGCAAGUGUACGUGAUGUUCUACUACGUGCUCAAGUUUAAGAAAAUGCUGGCUUCUUCGGCAGUACCGCUCAGUACUCUUGCGUACUUCUCAGCUGUCAUUGGUUUCGUGACGGGUGCUCUACCGAAGGCUUUGCUUGGAUAUCUCGUGCCAUUUUGUACUCCUCUGAGCGGCUUCGCGAAGGUAACAUACAUCUACGGAAUUAUCAAAGAACAGAAUUCUGACGCGGUUUCGCUGACAACAUGGGUGAUAUCCGUCUCCACAAAUUUAGCUCGCAUAUUCACGGUCUACGUGGACUCGGCAGACUUUAAGCUGUUGCUGAACUUCUUGGUGUCAACACUCCUGAGCUCUGCAGUGCUGGGAACAGCCAUCUACUACAAGAAGUCGAGCACCCCACAACCACCGACCCGGUCCCGAAGAAAGUCUAUCGCUCAACACAACCAUUCCGAUUAGGUUUGCUAUAUUAUAAUAGGUACAGAACUAUUUCACAUACGGCCAGUCUAAACAAACUAUCUGAUAUUUAUCUUCUUUAUCGAAAGUCCUUGAGAGUGAACUGGACCUCCUGUAUAAAAGAGAUAGCCAUUAUCUCCACGGUUGAAGGAAAGAAACGAGAACCGCAUUCGGCGUUAUGAUUGUUUGGUUCAUUGAAGGCGGCCAAUCAGAGCGCUGAAUGUUCUCGGUAAACGUAUAAGAAAUUCGUACUAAUGGUACAGAUUAUCAGAGAACACAGCUGCCUAGUCUAGUUAAAUAUUUAGCCCCUUAAUCGGCUUCAACGACACCCGCGGAGAAGUGUAGGGCAGGUGACAAUUGUUUUACCUUGCCGUAACUAUUUAUUGUAAUAUUAGAUUCUACAGCGCCUAAGCAACCAUCGUGUGGUGUCUAUAGAUAGAUUUUUAACACAAUCUCUGUAUAAAAACCAACUUAAAAUAUAAAUGCGUUAUAAAGACUGGCCGCUAGUGAGAACAUAAUUUUUUAAAUGUUCCUCGGUUAUGAUAAGUAUGUGAUAAGGCCACGCUAGCGCUCGUAGGUGAUUCGCUAAAGCAGAACUAAUAAUCGUUUGACAUGCCUGCAUGCGUGUACAUAUUAUUAUAAUACUACACUUGGUUGCAAAGAAACGAAACCAUUAGCUUUUUUCUUUUUCAUUUCUUAAUAAAUAUACCCUGAUACAUGUAUUUUAUUCAUUAGUCACGUAUGUCGUAUAACUGGCAAUUUAGUUAUCUUUAAAAUUAUGCCUUUUGUUGGUAAAAUAUAAUACCUACUAAUUUUUUUUUGUUGUAGAUCGUUCGAUUAAAUAAAAUAAAACGCUAGUGGCCCCAGUUCUUUGCUCCAACGUGUAUACGGGGUGUUAAAGUAACGCUCUUGAAAAACUCUGAUAUAAAAUAUAGUUUUUACAAUUUUAGUUUUGAUCGAUUUUGUUUACAUUUUUUUUCAUGCAACAUCAGCCUUUAGCGGUUGAUUACAACUAUUAUUACCUACAUAAAAGAUACAUUUAAUUCCUUACUUUUAUAUGAAUGAAACUAGUCUUUGCCCAUCAUUUGUCGGCAUUUUUCGGCAGCGUUCCUAUUACACCCUGAAUUAUGUAUUGUAUACUGCUAUAUAGAUAGUAAAAAAUUGAUACCCUACAACUACAUAAUUGUGAACCAAGUUGUUAUAACAACGACAUGUGGGCUUGUACAACGUUUUAGAUCUGUUUCACAAUAUGAAUUAUUAAAUUAAGAGUAACUUUAUCAAGCCCCUUAUUGUAGAACAUUCUAGAACUAUUCAUCUCUCUAUUCUUAGAUAAUCAUCUUUUCUUCCUACUCUAUCAGUACAUGAUAAAAUUACUCGUACACCUCCCCUUUUUAACUAUUUAUAAUACUCUUUAGAAUGCGAAAUUGCGUAUGUAUCCGAUUUUGGAUUUUAUUGCAACUCAAAUUGAAAAUUCUCAUUAGUUUUUAAACCGACUUCAAAAACAGAGCAGGGUAGGUAACAAAAGAACUUUAUGAUUCGAUUUCCAAGCAACUUCAUAGAAAAAAGGAUAUUCUCAAUUGAUCUUUUUGUAUGUGUUUGUCCUCGAUUAUCUCGCGAUAGGCUGAAUCGAUUAUAAUACGGUUUUCAGAAAAAUAUCUGUGACACUUAAAAGGUUUUAGUGUAAGGGGGUUGAAGGCGGUUUUUUUUAAACGUACUUUAUGAAAGAAGUAUUUAUAUGCCGUAUAUAUUAUUGGUGUCAACUUUCAACCUAUUGUUAGGUAAUUAAUACCGAAAUAAUUGUCACUGACUGCUUUUACGUUUUUGAAGUCGGUUUUUUUAAACAUAGCCUAUUUAAUUUAUAUUGACUAUAUUUAAAUUAU